Messenger RNA from Spodoptera exigua (beet armyworm), 478 nucleotides. Lineage: Eukaryota; Metazoa; Arthropoda; Insecta; Lepidoptera; Noctuidae. The record is from the annotation of a GenBank genome assembly.
CCGAACGAAAUUGCUGAUGUCAUUACGAGACGAGGAAGAUAGCGUGCCCGUGUGUGUUUUUUUUACUGUUUACGCAUUUGUGAGAAGAAAAUUGCACAAAUUACGAGCUUUAAAGUAAUAAUCAAAAUAAAAACCUAAGUUUUCAAAAUGACACAAACAUCGCUGCCUAAUCCUAACACAUUGUUGCCUCUCGAAUUAGUAGACAAAUGUAUUGGUUCUCGUAUCCAUAUUAUCAUGAAAAACGAUAAAGAAAUGGUCGGCACAUUACAAGGAUUCGACGACUUCGUAAAUAUGUUACUGGACGACGUUACGGAAUACGAGUCAACACCAGAAGGAAGAAAAAUUACCAAAUUAGACCAAAUCUUAUUGAAUGGAAACAACAUAGCAAUGCUGGUGCCUGGUGGUGAAAUGCCGGGCGAUUCUUACGACGGAUAGUGAUUUUUGCAGUUUAGUUCUUAAUAAAGUAUUUAUAAGUGAA